Molecule: messenger RNA, 1407 nt
Organism: Botrytis deweyae
Lineage: Eukaryota; Fungi; Ascomycota; Leotiomycetes; Helotiales; Sclerotiniaceae
Exons: 4
Coding region: 1-1407 (468 amino acids)
Source: RefSeq, a predicted model, not a curated record
AUGGCCAACCACAUAUAUUAUGAACUCCCAGCGGAUCCUAUAGAAACUACUCCUAGGCCUCUUACUUCAUCACAACCACCUUCAUUGCCUCCCCGAAGUUCUUCGGCUUCAUCACCUGACGAUAAUGCGACGAUUCGAGGUGUUCCUGGAGAUGACCCAUCUGCUAUACCUCUACCACUCUUUACACGUCGAUCAAAUUCGAAUCUCUUGAAUCAAACUUCAGCAAACUCUACCCACAAUACCACAUCAACACCUUCUCCGAAUAGACCUCCUAUACCCACUGUUGAAUCAUACGAAACCAGCUCUUCCGAGAACCCAUCACCUCUCCCGCGUGACAGAUCAGAUUCCAGUAUCCAUACCGGUCCAGCUCUUCCACCCCGAAGAAUCUCUCAACACAACCCAAAUGAAGUUUACUAUACCCGAGAAUCUCAUAGAGUGGUCGCAUAUCUUAUACCUCUCCCUAAACCAAUCGAUGUUUCUGAUGCAGAAUUUCCUCAGCGCUACCUAGUAUAUACACCACCAGCUGCUCAUCUUCUUAAACCAGCUGAAGGCAUUAAAGAAGGUAAACGACAUAAGGGAAAACGAGUCUGGCAGCGUGAGGUCAAGAAAGCCAAGACUUAUGAUGGUAAAACUAUGAGUCUCAAAGGACUUCAUAGCAAAACCACCAGAGGAGUAGUCUGGGGAAUCAAUUCCAUCAAAAAUACAGACAUUACGUUUCUCAACCGAGUGCCAAGAAAAGAAAUCGAAGAACUCCAUCUGAUAUACCCACCCACCAUACCUUAUUCACCUAUCGACCUCCGUAACCAAUUCCUUUCCCAACUAACCCGCACUAAAGCCCGUGCUAAAAAACAUGCUGCGAUCUCUACUCUUCUCCUCCUCCCCACCCUUUUAAUCGAUACAUUCGCCGCCGUCAUCUGGCCUUUCGGUGGUCUUUUCGAAGUAGACGCCGUAUGGACUUUCACCUCCGUUCGCGGCUAUCUCGUCUCUCGCUCCGUAACCAAAAGAUUAUCCUCCCAGGACACAAUUCAUGAUCACGAACAAAUGCGCAUCCAAGAUCGAGAAUUGUACCUCCGCUUUCAUAAAUCUGAACAAUUAAGAAUCUUAGAGAGAUAUGUCAAAGAAUUAUGUCAUAAGCAGAAUCCGAAGAAAUUUGCAAGUGCGGGGGUGCCACCGACAGAAACGGAGGUUUUGAAAGCGAUGGGAUGGGAACCGGAUAUGAGAGGGAGGGUUAAGAGUGGAGAGAGAGGAGGGAUGCCAGAGGGCGGGAUGAGGGACUGGGAUGAUGAGAGGUGGCAGGAACGAGAAGCGAAGGAUGAUUUACUUGGGGUUCUGGGGAAGGGCGCAAAGAGUUGGGAUAAAUGGUGUAAGAAGUGGGAGAAAAAUCCAAAGAAGGCGGAGAAGAAGUGA